Messenger RNA from Penicillium cataractarum, 626 nucleotides. RefSeq names its product 60S ribosomal protein uL29. Lineage: Eukaryota; Fungi; Ascomycota; Eurotiomycetes; Eurotiales; Aspergillaceae. Gene Ontology annotation, cellular component: ribosome; cytosolic large ribosomal subunit. The transcript has 4 exons. Gene Ontology annotation, biological process: translation; maturation of LSU-rRNA from tricistronic rRNA transcript (SSU-rRNA, 5.8S rRNA, LSU-rRNA). Gene Ontology annotation, molecular function: mRNA binding; structural constituent of ribosome. The record is from RefSeq and is a predicted model, not a curated record. Bases 52 to 426 code for a protein of 124 amino acids.
GGACAUCUUCAAUUCUCAACGCCGACAACCCAGCACACAACACACGCCACCAUGUCGUCCAAGGUCAAGGCUGGUCAGCUCUGGGGAAAGAACAAGGAGGAGCUCUCCAAGCAGCUCGAGGAGUUGAAGACCGAGCUUAACCAGCUCCGCGUCCAGAAGAUCGCCAACGGCGCUUCUACCAAGACCCAGAGAAUCUCCGACGUUCGCAAGUCGAUCGCUCGCGUUCUCACCGUCAUCAACGCCAACCAGCGCGCUCAGCUGCGUCUGUUCUACAAGAACAAGAAGUACAUCCCUCUGGACCUCCGCCCCAAGCUCACCCGUGAGCUCCGCCGCCGUCUCACCAAGUUCGAGGCUACCCGGACCACCGAGCGCCAGCGCAAGCGCCAGAUCCACUUCCCCCAGCGGAAGUACGCCGUCAAGGCCUAAGUGCAGAACUUUAUCGGAUCUGGAGUUUUGUGGGGGAAAGACGUUACUUGCCCUUGGACACAUUAAACAGGAUGUGUGAUGUGUGGACCUGAGCGGGGUCGAUUUUCUCUUUUUUUUUACAUCCAAAAAAUGGAACUUGAUUGUGUAUCUUAAAAAACGAUGCAAAUCGACUCUUGACAUGACAUGACAACUUAGACGUC